GAGUGCUUCAGUCGCGAUCCUGGACGAGGGAGAAAAGUUGGCGGUGCCAGAGAUCGAGAGUGGUGCACCGGAUUCCAUGCAUGCGACAGAUGCCACAGUGGACGACACACAGCGAGCAUCUCCUGCCAGUGAGGACAUUCACGACAACGUGGAAGAGGAGCAAACUAACGUCGCAGUGCCACAUGAAGUUUCCGAACGCGAGGUCGAGCUUGCUGUCCCAGUAGAAGAACUCCCACAGUCAGGGAACAAAGAAGUCCAGGAGCCACAGCACGUGCUUGAGGCCGUUCCCGAGCCAGAGGCCGUGCCUGAGGCUUCUGAAGAGGCUGCCAAAGAGGUGCAACCAGCCGAGCCAGUCGUAGCUCAAGUACCAACCGCCACAGUGGAUGACAUCUUACCCACACACGAGGAAAUCAAGGAGGAAGAGAGCAUAGAGCCGGCCAAGGUGGCUGUGGAUGACCACGUGGAGAAUGUCGAGCCCAGGGAGAGUGCUUCAGUCGCGAUCCUGCAGGAGGGAGAAAAGUUGGCAGUGCCAGAGAUGGAGAGUGGUGCACCGGAUUCCAUGCAUGCGACAGAUGCCACAGUGGACGACACACAGCGAGCACCUCCUGCCAGUGAGGACAUUCACGAGAACGUGGAAGAGGAGCAAAGCAAAGUCGAGGUGCAGCAUGAAGUUUCCGAACGCGAGGUCGAGCUUGCUGUCCCAGUAGAAGAACUCCCACCGUCAGGGAACGAAGAAGUCCAGGAGCCACAGCCUGUGCUUGAGGCCGUUCCCGAGACAGAGGCCGUGCCUGAGGCUUCUGAAGAGGAUGCCAAAGAGGUGCAACCAGCCGAGCCAGUUGUAGCUCAAGUACCAACUGCGAAAGUGGAUGACGUCUUACCCGCACACGAGGAAAUCAAGGAGGAAGAGAGCAUAGAGCCGGCCAAGGUGGCUGUGGAUGACCAGGUGGAGAAUGUCGAGCCCAGGGAGAGUGCUUCAGUCGCGAUCCUGCAGGAGGGAGAAAAGUUGGCGGUGCCAGAGAUCGAGAGUGGUGCACUGGAUUCCAUGCAUGCGACAGAUGCCACAGUGGACGACACACAGCGAGCACCUCCUGCCAGUGAGGACAUUCACGACAACGUGGAAGAGGAGCAAAGCAAAGUCGAGGUGCAGCAUGAAGUUUCCGAACGCGAGGUCGAGCUUGCUGUCCCAGUAGAAGAACUCCCACAGUCGGGGAACGAAGAAGUCCAGGAGCCACAGCCUGUGCUUGAGGCCGUUCCCGAGACAGAGGCCGUGCCUGAGGCUUCUGAAGAGGAUGCCAAAGAGGUGCAACCAGCCGAGCCAGUUGUAGCUCAAGUACCAACCGCGAAAGUGGAUGACGUCUUACCCGCACACGAGGAAAUCAAGGAGGAAGAGAGCAUAGAGCAGGCCAAGGUGGCUGUGGAUGACCAGGUGGAGAAUUUCAAGCCCAGGGAGAGUGCUUCAGUAGCGAUCCUGCAGGAGGGAGAAAAGUUGGCGGUGCCAGAGAUCGAGAGUGGUGCUCCAGAUUCCAUCCAUGUGACAGAUGCCACAGUGGACGACACACAGCGAGCACCUCCUGCCAGUGAGGACAUUCACGAGAACGUGGAAGAGGAGCAAUCAAAAGUCGAGGUGCCACAUGAAGUUUCCGAACGCGAGGUCGAGCUUGCUGUCCCAGUAAAAGAACUCCCAGAGUCGGGGAAUGAAGAAGUCCAGGACCCACAGCAUGUGCUUGAGGCCGUUCCCGAGACAGAGGCCGUGCGUGAGGCUGCUGAAGAGGCUGUCAAGGAGGUGGAACCGGCCGAGCCAGUCGUAGCUCAAGUACCACCUGCGAAAGUGGAUGACGUCUUACCCGCUCUCGAGGAAAUGAAGGAGGAAGAGAAUGCCACAGUGGACGACACACAGCGAGCACCUCCUGCCAGUGAGGACAUUCACGACAACGUGGAAGAGGAGCAAAGCAAAGUCGAGGUGCAGCAUGAAGUUUCCGAACGCGAGGUCGAGCUUGCUGUCCCAGUAGAAGAACUCCCACAGUCGGGGAACGAAGAAGUCCAGGAGCCACAGCCUGUGCUUGAGGCCGUUCCCGAGACAGAGGCCGUGCCUGAGGCUUCUGAAGAGGAUGCCAAAGAGGUGCAACCAGCCGAGCCAGUUGUAGCUCAAGUACCAACCGCGAAAGUGGAUGACGUCUUACCCGCACACGAGGAAAUCAAGGAGGAAGAGAAUGCCACAGUGGACGACACACAGCGAGCAUCUCCUGCCAGUGAGGACAUUCACGACAACGUGGAAGAGGAGCAAACCAAAGUCGAGGUGCAGCAUGAAGUUUCCGAACGCAAGGUCGAGCUUGCCGUCCCAGUAGAAGAACUCCCACAGUCAGGGAACGAAGAAGUCCAGCAGCCACAGCCUGUGCUUGAGGCCGUUCCCGAGACAGAGGCCGUGCCUGAGGCUUCUGAAGAGGCUGCCAAAGAGGUGCAACCGGCCGAGCCAGUUGUAGCUCAAGUACCAACCGCGAAAGUGGAUGACGUCUUACCCGCACACGAGGAAAUCAAGGAGGAAGAGAAUGCCACAGUGGACGACACACAGCGAGCACCUCCUGCCAGUGAGGACAUUCACGAGAACGUCGAAGAGGAGCAAAGCAAAGUCGAG
This is a messenger RNA of Selaginella moellendorffii, 2632 nucleotides long. RefSeq names its product titin. The transcript is spliced from 5 exons. The record is from RefSeq and is a predicted model, not a curated record. Gene Ontology annotation, cellular component: cytoplasm; membrane. Gene Ontology annotation, biological process: cell adhesion; proteolysis. NCBI's taxonomy places the organism in Eukaryota, Viridiplantae, Streptophyta, Lycopodiopsida, Selaginellales, Selaginellaceae. Gene Ontology annotation, molecular function: metalloendopeptidase activity. The annotation marks the transcript as partial.